Apaloderma vittatum (bar-tailed trogon) is the source of this 270-nucleotide messenger RNA. It is a transcript of the gene MXRA7, whose product is annotated as matrix-remodelling associated 7. The transcript has 3 exons. The record is from RefSeq and is a predicted model, not a curated record. The annotation marks the transcript as partial. NCBI's taxonomy places the organism in Eukaryota, Metazoa, Chordata, Aves, Trogoniformes, Trogonidae.
GAGGAAGAUCUGGACUCAGAAAAUGAGAAGCUGGUAGUGAGAGAGCCGGAGGAUGAGGAUGAUGAGAUGUUCUCUUUUAAAUACAGUCCUGGAAAGCUGAGGGGAAACCAGUACAAGUCAACGAUGACCAAAGAAGAACUCGAGGAAGAACAAAGGGUUCAGAGAGAGCAGCUGGCUGCCAUCUUCAGGCUCAUGAAGGAGAAAAGUGACACGUUUGGAGAGAUGUCUGAAGGAGACAUGAAGGAGCAGCUCAGACUGUACGAUAUAUAA